CAAACAACCUUCCGCUCUGUUGUGUGAUUAUAAAACCACAGCUGAGCUCCAGAACCGGACCGAACUUCAGGACUCAGCUUCUAUUGCGAGGCAGCGAAUGGGGUUUGACAGGUUCUGCAGUCUGGACCGGUCCGACCCGUUCUGGGACUGGAACCGCACAUGGCACACGUCUAACCCGGACCUGACCCCGUGUUUCCAGAACACGGUGCUGGUGUGGCUGCCAUGCCUCUACCUCUGGAUCAGCGCACCGCUCUACCUCGUGUACCUCCGCAGGAACAACCACGGCUACAUAUGCAUGAGUCACCUCAACAAAGCUAAGACCGCCGUCGGCUUCCUGCUGUGGAUCAUCUGCUGGUCAGAUGUGUUUUAUUCUUUCUGGGAAAGGAGUUAUGGCAGCACAGGCCCGGCCCCCGUCCACUUCGUCAGUCCCACCCUGCUGGGCCUCACCAUGCUGCUGGCCGCCCUGUUGGUCCAGUACGAGCGGAUGAAAGGAGUUCAGUCUUCUGGGGUGAUGCUGAUCUUCUGGCUGCUGGCUCUGCUGUGUGCAACAGUCAGCUUCAGGUCCAGAAUCCUGCAGGCUCUGAACCAGCCUCUGACGGUGAGUGUGUGGAGAUACACCACCUUCUACAUCUACUACGCCUUGCUGCUGGUCGCUCUGUUCCUGUCCUGCCUGACCGACCAGCCGCCGCUCUUCUCUCAGGCCGUUAAAGACUCGAAUCCCUGUCCGGAGCCUGGAGCUUCUUUCCUCUCCAGAAUAUCCUUCUGGUGGAUCACCAGGAUGAUGGUGACAGGCUACCGGCGCCCCCUAGAGGAGAAAGACCUGUGGUCCCUGAACCCAGACGACCAAUCCCACAAAGUGGUUCCACAGCUGGUCCGUCGCUGGAACUCCGAGUGCCAAAAGGUCAAGAGGACAGAGCAGAAGACGAUGUACUCCCCGAAGCGAGCCGCCCACACUGACGCCAAAGAAGGCCGAGCUGUGGAAGAGUCUGAAAUCCUGCUCGUGAAAUCCCCCAAGAAGACAAAGGAGCCGUCGCUGUUCUGGGCUUUGUGCCUGACGUUUGGGCCCUACUUCCUCAUCUCCUGCCUCUAUAAGAUCAUCCAGGACAUCCUCAUGUUUGUCGGGCCUGAGAUCCUCCGGCUCUUGAUCCGCUUUGUGAACGACUCCAGCGCCCCCUCCUGGCAGGGCUUCUUCUACACAGCUCUGCUCUUCAUCUGCACCUGCGUGCAGUCGCUCAUCCUGCAGAGGUACUUUCACGUCUGCUUCGUCUCGGGCAUGCGUCUGCGAACCGCCAUCAUCGGAGCAGUUUACAGGAAGGCCUUGGUCAUCAGCAGCGCAGCACGUCGCACCUCCACGGUGGGGGAGAUUGUAAACCUGAUGUCGGUGGACGCUCAGCGCUUCAUGGACCUCAUCACCUACAUCAACAUGAUCUGGUCGGCUCCUCUGCAGGUGGUUCUGGCCCUCUACUUCCUGUGGCAGAACCUGGGUCCGUCGGUUCUGGCUGGAGUGGCCGUAAUGCUGCUGAUGGUUCCUGUAAACGCCGUCAUCGCCAUGAAAACCAAAACCUACCAGGUGGCUCAGAUGAAGAGCAAAGACAAUCGCAUUAAGCUGAUGAACGAGAUGCUGAACGGCAUCAAGGUGCUGAAGCUGUACGCCUGGGAGCUGGCCUUCAAGGACAAGGUGUCGGAGAUCCGCGAGAGUGAGCUGAAGGUGCUGAAGAAGGCCGCCUACCUGGGUGCAGUUUCCACCUUCACCUGGGUCUGUGCGCCUUUCCUGGUUGCUCUGUCCACCUUCAGCGUCUACGUGCUCAUCGACGAGCACAAUGUGCUCGAUGCUCAGAAGGCCUUCGUGUCGCUGGCGCUCUUCAACAUUCUGCGUUUUCCUCUCAACAUGCUGCCGAUGGUGAUCAGCAGCAUGGUGCAGGCCAGCGUGUCCUUGAAGCGUCUCAGAGUGUUUCUGUCUCACGAGGAGCUGCAGGAAGACAGUGUAGACCACAAAGCAGUCGCUGGCUCCCCGCACAGUAUCACCAUCGUGGACGGAGUUUUCAGCUGGUCCAGAGCCGAAUCUCCAACGCUGAAGAGGCUGAAUGUGUGUAUCCCAGAAGGCUCUCUAGUUGCUGUGGUCGGCCAUGUUGGAUCAGGAAAGUCGUCUCUGCUUUCUGCUCUGCUGGGAGAAAUGGACAAACUGGAAGGAACUGUGGCUGUCAAGGGCUCUGUGGCCUACAUCCCCCAGCAGGCCUGGAUCCAGAAUUCCUCCCUGAGGGACAACAUCCUGUUCGGUCAGGAGAGGAUGGAGACGUGGUACCAGCGAGUGGUGGAGGCCUGUGCUCUUCAGCCGGACCUGGAGAUCCUUCCUGCCGGAGAUGAGACAGAGAUCGGAGAGAAGGGCGUGAAUCUGUCCGGAGGCCAGAAGCAGAGGGUGAGUCUGGCCAGAGCCGUCUACUGCGACCGAGCCGUCUACCUGCUGGAUGAUCCGCUGUCCGCUGUUGAUGCUCAUGUCGGAAAACACAUCUUUGACCACGUCAUCGGCCCGCAGGGACUCCUGAAGGACAAGACCCGCGUUCUGGUGACCCACGGGCUGAGCUACCUGCCUCAGGCCCACCUGAUCCUGGUGAUGGUGGAGGGGGAGAUCACCGAGGUGGGCUCCUACCAGCAGCUCAUGGCCACAGACGGAGCCUUUGCCGAGUUCCUGCGAACUUACGCGACUGUCGACCAAACUGACAACGACGAAUCAGUUCCAAAGAGCGGAGCCAAAGGAAUAGAGAACGGCAGUGUGACAGCUCUUGUUGGCAGUCCAGGUCCCAACAGUGCUUCUAAACUGUCUCUGAUGGACAAGGAGGAGAAGGAGCUGAGCAAGAAGACCAAGGACCCGAAGGUUGGGAAGCUGACAGAGGCUGACAAAGCCAGCACCGGGAGGGUCAAGCUGUCGGUGUUCUGGUCCUACCUGAAGGCCAUCGGAGUGGCUCUGUCCUGCAUCAGUCUGCUGCUGUUCCUGGCCCAUCAUCUGGUCUCCCUGUUCUCCAACUACUGGCUGAGCCUGUGGACCGACGACCCCGUGGUGAACGGGACCCAGCCCAACAGACUGAUGAGGCUGGGGGUGUACGGAGCUCUGGGCGUGUCCCAGGGUGUGGCGGUCUUCGGUUACUCCCUCUCCAUGUCCAUCGGAGGAAUCCUGGCGUCCCGCUACCUCCACCAGUCCAUGCUGUACGACGUCCUGCGCUCACCCAUGUACUUCUUUGAGCGAACUCCCAGCGGAAACCUGGUGAACCGCUUCGCCAAGGAGAUGGACACCAUCGACACGGUGAUCCCCAGCAUCCUAAAGAUGUUCAUGGGCUCCAUGUUCAACGUGAUGGGAGCGUGCGUCAUCAUCCUGAUCGCCACGCCGCUGGUCGCCAUCGUCAUCCCUGUCCUUGGGCUGCUCUACUUUCUUGUGCAGAGGUUUUACGUGGCGUCGUCUCGCCAGCUGAAGCGUCUGGAGUCCGUCAGCCGCUCGCCCAUCUACACCCACUUCAACGAAACACUGCUGGGAACCUCGGUCAUCCGAGCGUUCGGCGAACAGGAGCGCUUCAUCCGAGAGAGCGACCAGCGGGUGGACCACAACCAGAAGGCCUACUACCCCAGCAUCGUAGCUAACAGGUGGUUGGCAGUUCGCCUGGAGUUCGUAGGAAACUGCAUCGUGUCGUUCGCCGCUUUGUUCGCGGUCAUCGCCAGAGAGAGUCUGAGCCCGGGCAUCAUGGGACUGUCCAUCUCCUACGCCCUGCAGCUCACUGCCUCCCUGACCUGGCUGGUCCGGAUGUCCUCCGACGUGGAGACCAACAUCGUGGCUGUGGAGAGGGUCAAAGAGUACAGCGACACGGAGAAAGAGGCAGAGUGGACACACGAGUCCUCCAGCCUUCCUCCAGGCUGGCCAACCACUGGCUGCAUUGACAUCAAAGGCUUCGGUCUGCGAUACCGAGAAGAUCUGGACCUGGCCAUCCGCAACAUCAGCAUCAGCAUCACCGGGGGAGAGAAGGUCGGGAUUGUGGGCCGGACUGGAGCAGGAAAGUCCUCCUUAACGCUGGGCCUGUUCCGGAUCAUCGAAGCGUCCAAGGGAAGCAUCUUCAUCGACGGCGUGGACAUUUCUCAGCUCGGCCUGCACGAGCUCCGCUCCAGAAUCACCAUCAUACCGCAGGACCCGGUUCUGUUCUCAGGCUCUCUGAGGAUGAACCUGGAUCCCUUCGAUUCCUACUCGGAUGAGGAAGUGUGGAGGGCUCUGGAGUUCUCCCAUCUCAAGAGCUUCGUGUCUGGUCUGCCCGACAAACUCAGCCACGAGUGUAGCGAAGGAGGAGAGAACCUCAGUGUGGGUCAGCGCCAGCUGCUGUGUCUGGCCAGAGCUCUGCUGAGGAAAACCAAAAUCCUGGUUCUGGAUGAGGCCACGGCAGCUGUAGAUAUGGAGACAGACAACCUGAUCCAGUCCACCAUCCGUUCCCAGUUCGAGGACUGCACCGUCCUGACCAUAGCCCACCGCCUCAACACCAUCAUGGACUACACCAGGGUUCUGGUGUUAGACAAAGGAGAGAUGGCAGAGUUUGACUCUCCUUCCAGCCUCAUCAGUCAAAGAGGAGCCUUUUACAAGAUGGCCAAGGACGCUGGUCUGGUCUGAAGCAGGAGGUCCGACUGAAUCCAGCUGCUCUGAGCUUCUUCUGCCGCAGAGGUUCUGAGUCACAGAGCGACAGGAGAUGCAAUCGGCCCGAUUUCAAGUGUUUGUCAAAGCGAGGCUGCUGACGAGACAAAGGGUUUAGUUUGAGACGCUCCACCCUUCACCUCCGUCCUCAUGUAGCAGCGCCACCUCCUCCUGUCCGCCCAAACACGUUCGCCCAGUUGUCCGCCAAAUUCACACUCUGUCCCCGACAUGGAAGAGGGGGAGACGAGUUCCGUCACAUAAACCGAUCAGUUCAGAGGUCAGGACAAAGAAAACUGUACUUGGAAGUACAUCAUGUGUGCCAAAUACUGCCUUCAAGUCCACCGUUUGCUUUGAAAUGCAGUUUUUAAACAUCAGCGGCGAUUUAAGAAGAGUUUUCAGAUCUUGUUUACAAGGACGGCACAUAAAAAUAGCUUUUAUUAUUAUUAUUAUUAUUAUUAUUUGUCUAUAAAAGUAGCAAAGGGCAAAAGAUCCCACUUUACAGACUAUUUACAUUAAACUCAGAAAAAAUGUCAGAGCAGUGUUUUUACGUAAAAGCAGCUUUUAUUCACGUGUUUCCAGCUUUCUCAAAAUUAUACCUGAACAACAUGAAUCCGUAUUUCGCUGAAGAGAAGUGAAGAAACCAACCUCAGUUAAUGACAGCAGCUUGUGCGUUAGAGAAACACUGAGAGUUUCUGCCUCUUCUGUUCAGUCUCUGUGCUCUUCUGUACUGUGUUCAUACAGCUGAAAUCACCGUGUAGUGGUUCUAUUCUUCAAGGUUUUCUUUUAGUGUUGUCAGACGGCGACAAUCACAGCCGAUAAACACCAGCAGUCGUUUCCAAGCUGUUGUGCUGCUGAUAAAAUCCUAAACAUCAUCUGUUCAGCUUCAGUCCAGGUUCGUGACGAAGGCGCUGCACGUUUAACUGAUCCAUCCCGCUGACAGUUAAGGUGACGAAAGGCUGCUUAAUGUUGGGAUUUUCGGGUUUUCGUUUUAGAAAAGCUACGUUUUUUUUUUUGUGGAAAAGUGGGCAAAGUGCUGAAAUGAAGAAAAUCAUGGGUUUUUGACAUUUCGUAUAGUGUGUUCUGUUUUAUACAUACUAAUAAGAACUGAUACAAUCUGUAGCCUGCUGCCAGUGUAAAGGAGGAGACUGGCUUUAUUGUAUGUUUUCAUAUUCUAAGGAAAGUAUAAAAUAAGGCCAGACUCACCUGUACAGCAGGUGUUUCAGAGACAGCUCUGGUUCUGACCUUGUAGCUGCCGAGGCUAACUGACAUGUCUGAAUGUAAGAGAGAAUGUGUUACGGCGUCCAUCUUUAAUUUAGCUCUGAGAGCAUCAUCAGGUGGUACGAACAGCAGCAGGGCGGCCGGAUAAAGAAAACCGCCAGAAAACUACAAACGCACAACCUGCCGUGGAAUCUGUUUAAUAGAUUUCACUCGACUGUUACUUUACUUUCAGCACUGAUUUAUUUAUUGUGUUCUCUCUGCAACAGCUUUAAGUUGAUGUGUUCUUGCUGCUCGAUACGUUAGAGGCUUUACUCUGAGUUAAACGCUUUUGGAGCUGAGUUACUUUGAUCAUACGAAACGUUUGUUCUAGAAAGUCCAAGCUUUCAAGAGAAGUGGUCUCGAGUCUUAAAAGAAAAGUUUAGACUUUCCGGGCAAACUGUCAGUUCUCAUUGGUCCUUUUGUUUUUUAACGAGGAGGUACUGAAUGUGCAUUGAGUGGACAUUCCCGUAAUGUUUUUAAUGUACACGUUGCAUAUCUUUUGAAUUGUUUACAACUAAUAAAUUAUAGGCAAUUUUCCAAAGACUCUUCAGCUCUGACAGCAGUUUAAGUUGGGUUGACGCCCUUGUGCUUCUUUGCAUUGCUGUAUUUGAUUUAGUGAACUACUGUGGGGUUGCUUUGUGUUUUUUUUUUCUUUUCUUUUUUUCGAAUAAAGGUGCAAAAUGAAUGAGUUUUUAUUUAGUGUAGAGUUCUUGAAAUGACACCCAGAAAUAUAAUCCUAGUUUGUAAUGCGAACAGCUGAGUGCCCAGAAUUAUUCUGUUUGCAAGGGAACAAAUCAUGUUUCGAGUCUUAAUAAACACCAGAAGUGGAA
Molecule: messenger RNA, 6747 nt
Organism: Stegastes partitus (bicolor damselfish)
Lineage: Eukaryota; Metazoa; Chordata; Actinopteri; Pomacentridae
Gene: abcc1
Product: ATP binding cassette subfamily C member 1 (ABCC1 blood group)
Exons: 31
Coding region: 98-4639 (1513 amino acids)
Biological process (GO): xenobiotic transport; glutathione transmembrane transport
Cellular component (GO): basolateral plasma membrane
Molecular function (GO): ATP binding; ATP hydrolysis activity; ABC-type xenobiotic transporter activity
Source: RefSeq, a predicted model, not a curated record